Messenger RNA from Cajanus cajan (pigeon pea), 979 nucleotides. RefSeq names its product major pollen allergen Ole e 10. The record is from RefSeq and is a predicted model, not a curated record. Lineage: Eukaryota; Viridiplantae; Streptophyta; Magnoliopsida; Fabales; Fabaceae.
GGCUAAAAUGUAUCCACUGCUGCACUCUGUCAAAGAUAGUACUUCCUUCACAAGGAUGCAUUCUUCUUCCUCACAAAUAUAAAACAUCACAAAAAAGUGAAAAAGAAAAAACAAUUAAAUGAAAUCUUCCUUCAAGUAAUCGCCGAUUCCAUUGACACUGCUGCUCUUAUUAUAGCACUAUACUGCCUAGUGUCUACACUCCACCCAAAACUUGGAAUAUUAACUUCUAUAUAAUCUUUCUACCAACUGGGCUAUUUGAAGCUCCAACCAUGACAAACAAAAUCUGGUUUUUUCUGUGCCUGCUUUUUAUCAAAUGCUAUCUGGCCAUGGGAAGGGGAAUUGUGGUGCAAGAGAAAUCAGAGGGUGCAAUCCCAGUGGCAACAUUGUCACCACCUGAAGGCAACACUACAUUCAUUGAUGGAACAACUUGGUGUGUGGCCCUUGCUGGUGUUUCCCAAGCUGACUUGCAGAGUGCUCUUGAUUGGGCCUGUGGACUUGGAAUGGCAGAUUGCAAAGCCAUCCAACAAGGUGGGCCAUGCUUUGAACCAGACACACUAGUUUCUCAUGCAUCCUUUGCUUUCAACACCUACUAUCAGACUAAUGGCAAUUCUGAUAUUGCAUGCAACUUUGGAGGAACUGCUGCUUUGACCAAACAUAACCCCAGUUAUGGAAAAUGUGUCUAUUCUACAUCUGGAUCUGUUGGUUCUUCUGCGCCACCUUCAUUAAGGAAGCAUAACCAAAGCCUAGUUUGGUCGAAACUUGCUGCUCUGUUACUGCUUUCAUACUUUUGGAUAUGACUAUGGUCGGGAAAACUAUGGACAAAAGAAAAAGGGAAUUAGAGGAAGGUAGGGAAUGUACCUUUGUUAGGAUUUUGUAAUUGUGUUUUUGUUGCUAAGGUAUCCUUAGCUUUCAUGUUGGGUCAUGACAAGAAUCUCUAAUUGUGCAAAUAAUUUCUUUCUGCAGUUUAAUUUGUGAAUUA